GUUAAGAAAAAAUCAGGUUUUCUUAAAAUUGCUCCUCCACAAGGAAAAUCAAAUCCUUAAGUACUCGACAAGAUCCGAGGCUCAGUUUGUCAUGGAGGCAUUUCAGAAGGAUUUAAAUGACAUCAAGAGAAGAGUGAUUGGGCUUGAAGAAGUGAAAGAGGAUGUUAGCACAAUUUUGAGGAUUCUGUCAAAAAUUGAGAGGACAAUGGAAGCGAAAAAUGGAGAUGCGCCAUUUGGCGAAGAAAUUUUAUACCAACCGCACAACAAAGUAACGUCAAAUGAUAAGACUCCACUCCUGCUCUCAAAGAAUGUGCAUGAUGCAGAACAAUCAAAAUGUGACAAUCUGCGAAGAUCAGAAAGGCUUGAAGAACGUGUGAUCUGCAUCGGACAAGGGAAGUUAGAGAAUCACGAAAUGGAUGAGAGGGCAAACCAAAGGGUACGAAAUAAAGGAAAACUACUGUCAACCCAGGUGGAAGCAGAAGAGAAUAUCUGGAAGUGUCACUUUCAAAAGAAUCAUGCUCUUUCUUAUGUUGCAACAACCACACCAAUAUUGCGACCUCUGAACUUCGUGACACCAGCAAAUCAAAUCCCACCACCGGUACCACAACAAGGUGUUAACCGAGAUGUCACUAUGCCAAGGAAAGCAAAAAGGGUAUUUGAUCCAAUCCCAAUCACGUAUACCGAACUCUUCCCUCAGUUACUCCAUGAACGACUAAUCGCUCCUAUUCCGGGUGAGGCUCUACGACCUCCAUAUCCAAGAUGGUAUAGGUUCGAUAAGCAAUGUGAUUACCAUUCCGGAGUCCAAGGGCACUCUGUGGAAAAUUGUAACGCUCUGAAGAUAAGGAUUCAAGAGAUGGUAAAAGCUGGUUGGUUGAAGUUCGAAGAAGAGCCAAAACGCCCAGACGUCAACAGGGAUUCACUGCCAACACAUGAGAAUUAGUGGGCGUACUACAAGGCAAAACUCGAUUAUGAUGAUGUCGAGUCUACCAAAGUAAAUAAAAUAUCGAGAUCAUUUGCCAUAAUAAAAUAUGUAUCACUUUUGCUUUCGUCGUCAUGAAUAAAAGAUCUUUCAUGUU
Molecule: messenger RNA, 1076 nt
Organism: Linum trigynum
Lineage: Eukaryota; Viridiplantae; Streptophyta; Magnoliopsida; Malpighiales; Linaceae
Source: the annotation of a GenBank genome assembly